Messenger RNA from Caretta caretta (loggerhead turtle), 3497 nucleotides. RefSeq names its product PWP1 homolog, endonuclein (gene PWP1). The record is from RefSeq and is a predicted model, not a curated record. Gene Ontology annotation, biological process: rRNA processing. Gene Ontology annotation, cellular component: nucleus. Gene Ontology annotation, molecular function: protein binding. NCBI's taxonomy places the organism in Eukaryota, Metazoa, Chordata, Testudines, Cheloniidae.
UUCCAGGCCCCACCCCCGGGCGCUUGCUGAUGACCUCUCGCACUCUCCCUGCCGAGUCCGAGGAGGUGUCAGUAGGCGGUUACGUCAUCAGGAACGCGACAGUUUCUGGGGCGGCGGCGGCGGCAGUAGGAGCGCGGCGCGUGCGAGAGUUGCCCGCACGUGCCGCGGCCGGAGCCAUGAGCUGCCCCGUGACUUGCGCCGCCUGGGUGCGCAGGGGGGUUGCCAGGGAAACGCCCGACAAGGUGCGGCUCAGCGCGGAGGAGCUGAAGCGGCUCGUCGGGGAGGCCGCGGAGACGCUGCGAGAAGAAGCAGAUGGUAGUGAUGAAGAAGAACAUGGACAGGCUGCAGAAGACAGCAUGGACGUUGCUAGUGGUGAGACAGCUGAGCCUCCUCAAGAAGAUGGGGACCAGGAAGAAGACACUGAAAAGCUGAAUGAUGAUGAGCUGGCAGAGUAUGGUUUGGAUGAAUAUGAUGAAGAGGAGAAUACAGAUGCUGUGAGCCUUGGAGACACCUUAGCCAGUCUUACGGUAUAUGGGAGUAACGAACGUGAUCCUUACGUCACUAUUAAAGAUACUGAGCAAUAUGAACAGGAAGAUUUUUUGAUUAAGCCCAGUGACAAUCUGAUCAUUUGUGGAAGAGUUGAUAAGGACCACUGCAGUCUAGAGGUUCACCUUUAUAAUCAUGAAGAGGACUCAUUUUAUGUACACCAUGAUAUUCUCUUACCUGCAUACCCUCUAAGUGUGGAGUGGCUUAACUUCGAUCCUAAUCCGGAUGAAUCUCCAGGAAAUUAUGUUGCAGUGGGUAACAUGACCCCUGUUAUUGAGGUCUGGGACCUUGAUAUAGUGGAUUCUCUAGAGCCAGUCUUUUCCCUUGGAAGUAAAAAAGAGAAGAAGAAGAAGAAGAAAAAGGGAAAGAAGAAUUCAUCUGCAGAAGGGAAUCUGGAUGGGCAUACUGAUGCAGUUCUUGACCUUUCAUGGAAUAAACAAAACAGAAAUGUGUUAGCAAGUGCCUCAGCUGACAGCACUGUAAUUCUGUGGGAUAUGUCCAUGGGUAAACCGGCAGCAAACCUUACUUUACAUAUGGACAAGGUCCAGACGCUACAAUUUCAUCCAUUUGAAACACAGACCCUUGUUUCUGGAUCUUAUGAUAAGUCUGCUGUCCUAUAUGACUGCAGAAGUCCACAGGAUAAUCAUCGAAUCUGGCGGUUUAGUGGACAGGUUGAGAGAGUGACUUGGAAUCAUUUUUCACCUUGUAACUUCCUCGCUAGCACAGAAGAUGGCUUUGUGUACUGUCUAGAUGCUCGUUCCGAUAAGCCACUUUUUACUCUGAAAGCUCAUGAUGAGGAAGUAUCUGGACUCCAAUUAAGCAGUCAGAUCAAAGGGUGCCUUGUGACAUCAUCUGCUGACAAAUAUGUGAAAAUUUGGGAUAUAUUGGGAGACAAACCAAGUCUGAUCCAUUCCAGGGAUAUGAAAAUGGGUGUUCUCUUCUGCGCAGCUUGUUGCCCUGAUUUGCCAUUUGUCUAUGCCUUUGGAGGGGAGAGAGAAGGGCUUCGAGUCUGGGAUAUAAGCAGUAUUUCUGCAGUGAAUGAAGUUUUUGGAAGCAGAGAGAGGCUGGUAGCUGCCAAUACAAACUCUGCAACUAGCAGCUCCUUUGCCAGCAGUAGCAGCAAAAGUCCAGAAGCAGAAAUGGAAUCAUGACGGAUCAAACCUCACACAGAUAGUAUAUAAAUGCAAAACAUCAAACCAGAGUAUACUUUUGGACCUCAGUUAAUAUGUAUUCUGCACCCACUGGUUUGGAAAGUGUUUAUGGAAGUGUAUCAAGUGUCCUGCAAUCUGCAGCUUUUUUUCAUCUUAUGGGAGGAAAACAUGGUCUUGUGGUUAAGAGAUAGGAGUCAGAAGUUAUGGGUCCCUGCCUCUCACUAACUUGGAAAAGAGGCACCUUACUUUACCUAGCACUGAAAUGGGGAUUACAAACACACAUGUGAUGUGCUAACUUCACUUGUAAAGUGAUCUAUAUAAUUUGGCAGGAAAGAACUGUGCUACUGUAUAGUGUAUAUAAAGGAUUGUAAUAAGUAUGGAUUUCUUUUUAGUUACAAAUGAAAACUACUUCAACUGAAAAUUGCCCUCGUAUUUAAGUCAAGGGCUGAACAAAAACACUUUUAGUGUAAGUAGUCAAACAAUGCUUAAGUUCCCCCAGAGUAAUCUGAGGAUGGACUGUUUAACAAAUUUCCAGUAUCGCUUUUGAAAGAUUAACAUCUUAUUUUAAAUCUCUUAGAACAGUGUUUUUCAACUGGUGGAUGGCAACCGCUAGGGGGAGGAAGGUGAAAGGCAAUUGAGGGCACUCAAAAGUGAAGCACUGUAAAACUACCAUAUAAAGAAAAUCUCACUCCCUAACCCUUCAACGUCAAUUAUUCUGUAAACUUCUCAAAUUACACAGAUUUAUUGUUGUGAUAUUGAUACAUCCCCCCCCGCCCUCUCCCCCAAGUAAAUGGAAGGGGGGUUGUAGAAAUCUUUGGCUGUGAAUAAAAGGUCACCAACCUGAAAUAGUCUUAGAAUAUGAAACUCAUAACCAGCCACAGGCUUUGGCCAUUACACAAAGUUAUGGGUAUUCUUUAAAUACAGUAUCUUAGACUACUAAACACAUGCAACUAUCCCACAUUCUUAUUAAACUGGAGGGAACACAGAGAGGGCUUUUAAACAGUCUCUAAUUAGGUUUGCCUAAUUAUGGCAUGGGUUAGGAUAGCAGUAGCUAAUGGAUAUGAAGUGUGCAUAAUGGAAAGCUCUACGUGGUGUGUACUUAAUCUUUAAACAACACUGCUUCAGUAUGUGCCAUUUUAAAAUAAGAAAGACACCCCAAAGUAAAUCCUGCCAGGAUAAAAAUAAAAAGGGCGGUUUGUACUUAUCCCAGUGCUGGCUGGCUGCCUGGGGUGGCGGACUUGCUGUCCUGUCCCAACCUCUAGCUUGCUGAUCAAAGCAGGAACUCUCAGGUUUGUCUGUUCUUGCCAUAGCUUGCCCCCCUGUGUGCUUUAGUUCUUCUUGUAUACUCCAGAGGAGUACUGAUCACUAGAUUCUUCCCCCCCCCCCCCCCCCCAGCCAGUCCAUCCCUAACCUAUAGUCCUGACAUUGUUUCAUUCUGUCUUGACUCCAGUCUGCUUAUUAAAGUAUCUUUCUGUCACUUAGGUUUGGCUAGAUGGUGGGGUUUUUGGUUGCCAAUAUCUCACAAUAAAGUUUCCGCUUCUGGGAUGAUGAUCUGUGAGAAAUUCAGUUUCUGGUUUCUUUUUAAAAUGAGGAUAGGCUGUGUGGUAUUUUGUUUGUUUUUACCAAUAUACUGACUUAUACCAGUAUACACCCUAGUGCGGUUGUAAUUACACAAAGGUGACACGCAGCUUAUUUCCCAUGCGAGAAUAACUUUGUACAUAGGGCAGUUGUACUGCUUUAGCUUUAUCAGUAUAGAUUAAAAACAAACUAGCAAACUUUUAUUAAAUUCCAUACUCCUUG